CUCUGUGGCUGCCAGGCUGGGGGUUGGCAGAGGAAUGGGAGAAGAAGGAAAAUCUGUUCCUUCCUCCCUCCCCCAAAGGGACAGUGGCCAAGGCCUGUGCAUCUGGAACUGGCCUCCCUGCCCCAAAGCACGCAGUAGUCGCAUGCCUGCUCACACACCUCUUGGUGGGGGGAGAGGCAGGGGCUCCAGAGAGCAGCAGGGGCUAUGUCCAUAGACCCCAAGGGAGGAUGGAGGGGUCUAGCCAGGUCCAGCUGCCUUCCCCCUAGAGUUUGAAAUAUCCCACUCCCUUCAGGGUGCAAUAAUCCAGAGACUUUAAACACAGACGAUGGGGGCCUGAAUGGCUGUGGAUUGCUCUCUGGGGUCUCUGUGUGCAAAUGUUUGUGUGCUUGUAUGUGCAUGCUUGAAUGUGUGUGUAUAUGAGUGCACACCCGGCUUGGCUGCGUGCAGAUGUGUGAGUCCGUGCACGUGUGCAUUUGUGUUUCUGCAGAUGGUGCACAUGAGCACGCGUGUACGGUGUGCGGUGGGAUGCCUUCCUGCCCGCGUGCAUGUGCGUGUGCCCGGCCUGCGCAUGGGCGUGUUUGCACGUGCGUGCUUGACUGUGGGAGGCUGGGGCCACUGGGGUCUGCGUGGGGCUGGAGCUUGCUGUCAGGACAUCCCCAUGGCGGGGACAUACUCUGCUGUUCCUUGGGACCCAAAGCUAGUCAUUCUUGAAAAUGUGUAUAUUUCCUCUCCACCUCAAGUGGAGACUGAAGAGGGGCAGCCAGACUUGGUUGAGUGAUGUGGGGCAGGAGUGUUAGGACCUCUAGGUAUAUGUAGGAGCCCGGUAAAGGGGCUGGGAACCCAUUUCACACUUUCCACCCUGGCUGCCAGCGUGGGACAGGGAGAAGUGAGGUGGUGUCUGCAUGUCCCCACUCUAUUUCUCUCUCUCUCUCCAUCGCCCUCUGUGUAUCUCUUUCUCCUUUUUCUCUUCUGUCUCUUCAUCCCUCUUAUUCUCUCUCUGUCUCUCGCAGUCUCUCUCGCACGUGCACUCUCUGAUCUGUCUCUCUCUGCCUGAUUCUCGGUCUCUCUGCUGGUUUUUCUCUCUCCUUCCCACCCCCAUGAGUGACAGCUGCCGAGAGCGGUUUCCAUAGUAACCCAGCUCGCCGUCCCUCGGAGAUGAAGCCACCACGUUCCCCAUUACCAGGGAGCAUGCGAUUACCCAAAGGGGCAGAGCUCACACAGGAGAGGCUGGCCCAGCCCCUGCUCAGACCAGGUUCCAGCCCAGCCCCACCCGGCAGAGGGUCCAAGCUGCCAGGGCCCCUGGUCCUGUGAGCACGUGAACCCUCACUCCAUUCCACAGAUGGUGACUGCCUGUCCCCUCUUGAUCCCGACAAGGUUGGGCAGGGGCCUCUGCUGGGCACCAAGAGGGUCCAGGGACCGUCAGUGCCCAUCUCCGCUGGCAGGGGACCGGAAGCUGUUCGUGGGGAUGCUGAACAAGCAGCAGUCAGAGGAGGACGUGCUGCGGCUGUUCCAGCCCUUCGGGGUCAUCGACGAGUGCACCGUGCUCCGGGGGCCUGACGGCAGCAGCAAAGGCUGUGCUUUCGUGAAGUUCUCCUCCCACACGGAGGCGCAGGCGGCCAUCCACGCCUUGCACGGGAGCCAGACCAUGCCGGGAGCCUCCUCCAGCCUGGUGGUCAAGUUCGCCGACACGGACAAGGAACGGACGCUCCGGCGCAUGCAGCAGAUGGUGGGCCAGCUGGGCAUCCUGACGCCCUCCCUCACACUGCCCUUCAGCCCCUACAGUGCCUACGCCCAGGCUCUCAUGCAACAGCAGACAACAGUGCUGUCCACCUCGGGCAGCUACCUGAGUCCGGGCGUGGCCUUCUCACCCUGUCAUAUCCAGCAGAUCGGCGCCGUCAGCCUCAAUGGGCUGCCUGCCACACCCAUCGCUCCUGCCUCUGGGCUGCACUCACCCCCGCUGCUGGGCACCACCGCGGUGCCCGGCCUCGUGGCUCCCAUCACCAACGGCUUUGCAGGUGUCGUGCCCUUUCCAGGUGGGCACCCUGCCCUGGAAACCGUCUAUGCCAAUGGCCUUGUGCCCUACCCAGCUCAGAGCCCGACUGUGGCCGAGACACUGCAUCCUGCCUUCUCCGGAGUCCAGCAGUACACAGCCAUGUACCCCACCGCGGCCAUCACGCCCAUCGCGCACAGCGUCCCCCAGCCGCCGCCCCUCCUGCAGCAGCAGCAGCGAGAAGGUGAGGCGGCCGCGACCUCCCCUGGGCGCCAGCCCCGCCCUCUGCCCGCCCCGUCCACCUCCAGGCUCCGUGUCUGGCCCGGGCGUCUGGGACCCGAAGGGCUGAGAGUGCGGCCUGGGAGCUGGACGGGCCAGAGUUGAGUCCUGGUGCAGUCGCUGGCUCCCUGGGUGUUCUCGGGUAACGGAAUCUCCCUCUGUUUCCUCUUCUGAAAAGAGAACCAUGCUUGUCCCGACCCCAUAGGAAUAGCAGUGACUUCCUACCAACCUUCUCCAGUACCAAGAGUGAUUCUCUGGAUUUUUUGGAGAGGAAACCCUUUUUGAGGAUGGGGCAUGGCACGAUGAGGUAUCUCAGGUAAACUGAGGCCUCCCCAGUAAAGCUAAAGCUGUCGAGGGAGGGAGGGAUUAGAUUCUGGAGUCUGACAGGGUUCAAAUCCACACAGUUCUUGCCACGUGUGAUAGCUCCCGCCUGUAAUUGCACAGCGUUUUGGGAGGCCAAGGUAGGAGGAUUACUUGAGCUCAGGAGUCCAAGACUAGCCUGGCUUAGCAAGACCCCA
This is a messenger RNA of Cebus imitator (Panamanian white-faced capuchin), 2787 nucleotides long. RefSeq names its product CUGBP Elav-like family member 5 (gene CELF5). Gene Ontology annotation, cellular component: ribonucleoprotein complex; nucleus; cytoplasm. The record is from RefSeq and is a predicted model, not a curated record. Gene Ontology annotation, molecular function: mRNA binding. Gene Ontology annotation, biological process: regulation of alternative mRNA splicing, via spliceosome; mRNA splice site recognition. The transcript is spliced from 8 exons. NCBI's taxonomy places the organism in Eukaryota, Metazoa, Chordata, Mammalia, Primates, Cebidae. The coding region runs from base 1340 to 2374 and encodes 344 amino acids.